AGAGGUCAUUUGGUCGAUCCAGCAACAUCUGAGUUUGUGCAAAUCAUAAAUGUUGGACACUGGCUAUGUCUUAGCACAAUUGGUGUGUCACAUCCUGGCACUGUCAGGGUCUUUGACAGCCUGUUCAUCAAGCCAAAUGCCAUUGCAGUUGAACAUGCCUGUCAGAUGUUGCUGCAUGCUGGUGAUACAGUCACCUUCAUCAAUGAGAAGGUACAAAAGCAGAUAGGUUCUGCUGACUGUGGUCUUUUUGCCUUAGCAUUUGCCACAUAUUUAUGCCAAGGUUUAGAUCCAACGACUCAGCGUUACGAUCAAGCACUGAUGCGACAGCACUAUGUCACAUGUCUUGAAAGUGCCAAAGUUAUUCCCUUUCCAAAGACUAUAAGAAGGGUUCCUUGUCAUGUCGCUGAAAACAAGACAUUGGUACAAAUUUUUUGCAAAUGUCGACUGCCAAAUGACAAGAAAGAAUAUGUUAUGUGCUUUAGAUAUUCCAGUUGGUAUCACCCUGAAUGUGUGCAAGUACCAGAUUGGGCAAUCAACUCAAAGAGGAAAUGGCAAUGCCAAAAAUGUAAAGAUCACAAAACAUUAAGACUACAAAACAGUUUGGCUUAA
Molecule: messenger RNA, 609 nt
Organism: Pocillopora meandrina
Lineage: Eukaryota; Metazoa; Cnidaria; Anthozoa; Scleractinia; Pocilloporidae
Source: the annotation of a GenBank genome assembly